UCCAAUCCAAGCUGACUCGACUAAAAUGGCUUGAUAUUUCUCUCUCUUCUUCCCCUCCUCCAACUACUAGCACUAUGCUCCUCCUCCUCCUCAAUUCUUCCCUUCCCUUUGCUACCCUAUCCUACCCUUCGAUCUGAUUCAUUCGCCGCCGCCGAAUCCCGGCCGCCGGCGGUAGCUGCUCCGACUUUUCUUCCUUCUCUCGACUCCACUGGGUCUGGAUAUAGAUAAGAGUCUUCCUUGUUUCUUUGCUGUGACCAGUUAAAUCCAAGUCUUCAUCUUCCCCCUCGAUUCCCUUUUCUGCUUCUCGGGGUUUGGUGGUGUUCUAGCAGGCAGUUCGUUCCCCACAAAAUUCUAAGCUCACCCUUGCUUUCUUCUCCCCCUUGUUCUUGACUAGGAUUUUCUUUUCAUUUCCGUAAGGAAAAGGAGAUCACGAGUUAGCAAUCUUGUGCUCGCGUUAAUUUCAUUCGAUUUGUGGAUUCCGAAGAUGAUAUCUCUGUGAAUUCGAAAGGGUCAAGAAGAUUGUUUAUCAGUAUCGAUGGCAUCUUUUCCUCUUUUCCCUGCUCUCCUCCUCCUUCUGUGCUCUUCCUCCCUGGCUUUGGACUCCGUCUCCGAGCCAACCCUCUCAUGGACCUGCGGAGACGACCAAGUUGCCAUCUUGGACACAUCCGAUGGCGGCCGCAACCUGUCCGUCAAUGGGGAAUUGGUUCAGGAUCGUGUUCUUGGCUGCCAGAAGCUCCGGUCGUACUACGUGAGCCGCUGCCUCCGCUGCGGCCAGCAGUCAGAGGCAUGGAGGGGCGCCUGGAAGCACUACUGCCGUGAAGGGAGUGAAUCAAGCAACGCACAAAAUAUACCAAGGAAGCUUUUAAGGCAGCCCUCAAUGAAUGAUGCAAAAAUUGAAGAUGACCCAUGUAAAAACAUGGGAAUUCAUGGACAUAAUCAGGAUGAUAAUGAUUCUUUGGAAGGGCAGGAUCAUCUACUAGCUGUGCCAGGUGUGAUUCUCCUAUGCUGUGGUCUGAUGAUACCGUGCUUUCAUGCUGAGAAAAAGGAAGUCAGCAGGCAUAACACUACAUCCAUUCAGCGCAAUGCAGUCGAAUCGAUUGCAUCCUUGGAUGUAAGCACGUCAUCUGAGAAGGUUCCACCAACUCCACACCGAAUACCCCCAAGUCCAUCUAGAUUCGCACAAUCUCCACAAAUUGCUCGAGUUGGAUCUGUGAACUUAACUGUGCAGCAGAUUCUGAGGGCUACUCAGAAUUUCUCACCUUCAUUUAAGUUAGGUGAAGGAGGAUUUGGGACAGUCUACAGAGCUGUAUUGCCAGAUGGCCAGGUGGUUGCAGUAAAGAGAGCCAAAAAGGAUCAAUUCGCAGGUCCCAGAGAUGAGUUUAGCAAUGAAGUAGAAUUGCUUGCUAAGAUUGACCACCGGAAUUUGGUGAGGUUGCUGGGAUUUACUGAUAAGGGACAUGAACGUAUCAUUAUCACUGAGUAUGUUCCAAAUGGCACUCUGAGGGAGCAUCUUGAUGGCCAAUAUGGAAGAACCCUGGAUUUUAAUCAGCGUCUCGAAAUCGCAAUUGAUGUUGCACAUGCACUGACUUAUCUUCAUCUAUAUGCUGAGAAGACAAUAAUUCAUCGGGAUGUGAAGUCAUCAAACAUCCUGCUGACAGAGAGCUACCGGGCCAAGGUGUCUGACUUUGGAUUUGCAAGAAGUGGCCCCAGUGACACAGAAAAGACACACAUCUCAACAAAAGUAAAAGGAACCGCUGGCUACCUUGAUCCUGAGUAUCUGAGAACAUACCAGUUGACUCCUAAGAGCGACGUCUUCUCCUUUGGCAUACUGCUUGUGGAAAUUCUCUCUGCUCGCCGACCGGUAGAACUGAAGCGGGCUGCUGAAGAGAGAAUAACUAUCAGAUGGACAUUCAAGAAAUUCAAUGAAGGGAACAGGAGGGAGAUAUUGGAUCCGUUGUUGGAGGAUCCUGUGGACGAUGAGGUGCUCGAAAGGCUGCUGAACUUGGCAUUCCAGUGUGCCGCUCCGACGCGGGAGGACCGUCCGACCAUGAAAGAAGUUGGAGAGCAGCUGUGGGAGAUCAGGAAGGAGUAUGGAAAGAGUGUCAGGAGGGUGUGAACAUUAAAGUUAGCUCUUUAGGCUUUUGAUCUUCAGACAUGCAUAUUCUUUGUGCCAUUGUAUACGCAUGUGGUGAUAUGAUGUUUCUGCUGAGUUGCUUCCAAAUGUGCUACUUAUUGAACAAUGUACAGAGAGGGGUAACACCAGCCGCACUUUGUAUGUAUCUUUCUACUUUUGGAAUUACAUGACUGGUGUUGCGGGUUUAUUUCUCCAUGGAGCUACUGUUCUUUUAGUGAGACUAGCAAUACUGCAUGUACAAUUCACGUUUUAUUCUAUAUAUGUUGUUUCAUAA
Oryza sativa Japonica Group (Japanese rice) is the source of this 2408-nucleotide messenger RNA. Its product is annotated as calmodulin-binding receptor-like cytoplasmic kinase 3. Gene Ontology annotation, biological process: protein phosphorylation. Gene Ontology annotation, molecular function: ATP binding; protein kinase activity. Lineage: Eukaryota; Viridiplantae; Streptophyta; Magnoliopsida; Poales; Poaceae. The record is from RefSeq and is a predicted model, not a curated record.